Molecule: messenger RNA, 657 nt
Organism: Penicillium waksmanii
Lineage: Eukaryota; Fungi; Ascomycota; Eurotiomycetes; Eurotiales; Aspergillaceae
Product: Phospholipase/carboxylesterase/thioesterase
Exons: 1
Coding region: 1-657 (218 amino acids)
Biological process (GO): protein depalmitoylation; proteolysis
Cellular component (GO): cytoplasm
Molecular function (GO): serine-type peptidase activity; carboxylic ester hydrolase activity; palmitoyl-(protein) hydrolase activity
Source: RefSeq, a predicted model, not a curated record
AUGAACGAAGAGAGGUCUAUUGGUGCAUUUGUCGGAUUGAGUGAAUGGCUGCCAUUCGAACAGCAGUUAGGCGAGAUCCUCGGAUACGAUGGUGAUAAAAGGACACCGCUGGGGGAUAGCAACCAUGAAGCAUACUCAAAUGACGGCGACAUGGAAGAUGAAGAUUCAACCAGCAACGAUUCAAGUAGUGACACGGAAUCUGAUUUGAGCGAAGGUCAUGAGUCGGACUUGGGAGAAGAUUUAUUCCAGCAGCCCAGUCCGCCCCAGGAUGACUUCGAUCCUUUUUUGAAUGAAGAUGAAGAUGAAGUACCGCUGUUCAUUCAAGCCAUUGAGUAUGUCCGCGAUAUCCUUGAUCUACCAGUGGCCUCAACAGACAAACAAUCCUCAGAGGGUGGCCAACCUAUUUCAAAUCUAUGUCAGCUACAAACGCCUGUGUUUGUUGGCCAUGGUGUAGAAGACCCCAAGGUUUCUGUUCAACUGGGCGAGAAAAUGUGCCGAGUUCUUUUAACUGGACUUGGGAUGAAUGUGACUUGGAAGGCGUAUCAGGGACCUGGUCAUUGGUAUCGUGUGAAUGACGAGAUUGAGGAUAUUUUGAAAUUUCUUGAAAGCCAUGUAAAGGUACCGUUGGAAGAAGUCCCGCUUGUGCGUAGCACCUGA